Molecule: messenger RNA, 1744 nt
Organism: Magnolia sinica
Lineage: Eukaryota; Viridiplantae; Streptophyta; Magnoliopsida; Magnoliales; Magnoliaceae
Product: (-)-germacrene D synthase-like
Exons: 7
Coding region: 30-1718 (562 amino acids)
Biological process (GO): diterpenoid biosynthetic process
Molecular function (GO): magnesium ion binding; terpene synthase activity
Source: RefSeq, a predicted model, not a curated record
AUAUCCGUGAAUUAAAGAUUGUUCUACUCAUGGCUCUUGUUCCACUUUCUAGCUCUGAUGAUUUUCCAACCGUCCAUUUGCAAGUAAAAGGAAGGGAUGAGAUCGCUCGCCGCUCUGCAAACUACAAACCUAGUGUUUGGGGUGACCACUUCAUCGCAUCCUCUCUGCACGUGCCUGAUGCACGGAUUAAUGAAAGGAUUGAAGAACUGAAGAAAGAAGUGAAGAGGAUGCUAAGGACUGAUAGUGGGCCAUUUCAAAAAAUGAUCUUGGUUGAUGAAAUCCAACGUCUCGGUGUGGCUUAUCACUUUGAGAUGGAGAUUGAAGAGGCCAUGCGCCAGAUGUAUUAUGCCCAUAUCAACGGUGAUUAUGAUGGCGGUGAUGAUCUGCAUGCAGUCGCGCUCCAAUUUCGACUACUAAGACAACAUGGAUACAACGUACCAUCUGAUGUAUUCGGAAAGUUCAAAGAAGAUGAGUGCCACUUUAAGGCCAGCUUAUGUACCAACGUGAAGGGUUUAAUAAGCUUGUAUGAAGCAGCAUAUUUAAGCACAAGAGGAGAAGACAUAUUAGAAGAAGCCAUUGCUUUCACUAGCAAGAACCUAAGGGCUAUGGUGGCCCACCUUGAAUCUCCUCUCUCUAGUCAAGUGGCCCAUGCCCUUAAGCUACCGCUACGCAGGGGCAUGCCAUGCCUAGAGGCCAGGCGCUACAUAUCUUUGUACCAAGAUCACGAAUCUUGGAGCGAUGUCCUUCUCGAACUUGCCAAGUUAGAUUUCAAUCUACUACAGUCAUUGCACCAGGGAGAGAUUGGAGAACUCUCGAGGUGGUGGAGAGCCGUUGAUUUUGCCUCAAAAUUACCUUUCGUUAGGGACCGUUUGGUUGAGUGCUACUUUUGGAUAUUGGGUGUGUAUUUUGAGCCAAAAUACACGUUUGGUAGAAUCGCAGUGACCAAACUUAUAUCCAUCGCAUCUGUCAUGGAUGACAUAUACGAUGUGUACGGUACACUGGAGGAACUCAAACCAUUCACAGAAGCAAUCCAACGGUGGGACAUUGGGGCCAUGGAUCAGUUGCCAGAGUACAUGCAAGUUUGUUUCCAUGCACUCUACCAGGUUGUCAAAGAAAUUGAGGAGAAGACCACAAAUGAAGGAAGAUCCUACACUGCACACUACUCCAAAGAAGCUAUGAAAGCUUUGACAAGGGCCUAUUUGGUGGAGGCCCAAUGGUUUAGCACGGGACAUGUUCCAACCUUGGAUGAAUACUUGGAGAUUGCAGUCAUGUCCAGUGGUUACCCAAUGCUAGCCGUCCAAGCCCUGGUAGGCUUGGGUGAUGUGGCGACGAAGGAAGCCUUUGAUUGGGUGCUGAGCGUACCUAAGAUCGUAUGGUCCUCUGGUCUAAUCGCCCGUAUCGUCGAUGAUAUACAAACGAACAAGGUCGAGCAAUCUAGAGGAGACAAUGCUUCAAGUGUCCAAUGCUACAUGAAAGAUCACGGCGUCACUGAGGAAGAAGCUUGCCGGGCCCUAUACGAACUGGUCACCGAUGCAUGGAAAGAAAUAAACAAGGCGUGCCUUAGGCCUACAGAAUUCCCUGGGCCCAUCCUUGCCCCAUCACUCAAUCUCGCGCGCAUGAUGGAAGUCCUGUACAAGAAUGGCGACGGAUAUACUGAUUCUGCAGGACAGACCAAGGAAUGUAUUGCAUCAUUGCUCGUCGAUCCCAUCCCUCUUUGAUAAUGCAGUUGUUUUGUUGAAUUGAA